Messenger RNA from Drosophila serrata, 2400 nucleotides. RefSeq names its product Acetylcholine esterase (gene Ace). Lineage: Eukaryota; Metazoa; Arthropoda; Insecta; Diptera; Drosophilidae. The record is from RefSeq and is a predicted model, not a curated record. Gene Ontology annotation, cellular component: plasma membrane. Gene Ontology annotation, biological process: acetylcholine catabolic process in synaptic cleft; choline metabolic process. Gene Ontology annotation, molecular function: acetylcholinesterase activity.
UCACGCCAAAGUAGGACACCGCCGCCCAUUGCCGACCGUCUCACCGCCCCUUGGUCCGCCCUGCGCACUCGCGUCAUGGCCUCCGUACGGCAGAGCAGCCUUCUGCCCGCCACCACCUCGUCCUCGUCCAAGUCCUCCUCCAUUCUAUCACUUUCGCUGUCGCUGCCACUGCCGCUGUUCCUGGUGCUGUCGCUGCACCUGACCGGCGUCUGUGGCGUCAUCGACCGCCUGGUGGUGCAGACAUCCUCCGGCCCGGUUCGCGGCCGUUCGGUGACGGUGCAGGGACGCGAGGUGCAUGUUUACACGGGCAUCCCAUAUGCCAAGCCACCCGUCGAGGAUCUGCGCUUCCGUAAGCCGGUGCCGGCGGAGCCCUGGCACGGUGUCCUAGAUGCCACACGACUCUCUGCCACCUGCGUCCAAGAGCGUUACGAGUACUUUCCGGGCUUCUCCGGCGAGGAGAUCUGGAAUCCCAAUACAAAUGUAUCCGAGGAUUGCCUCUACAUCAAUGUCUGGGCGCCGGCCAAGGCACGUCUUCGACAUGGGCGUGGUGCGAAUGGGGGCGAGCACUCCAAUGGCAAACAGGCGGACACCGAUCAUCUCAUACACAAUGGCAAUCCGCAGAACACAACCAAUGGUUUACCCAUUCUGAUUUGGAUAUAUGGUGGUGGCUUCAUGACCGGUUCGGCCACGCUGGACAUUUACAAUGCCGACAUUAUGGCCGCCGUGGGCAACGUUAUAGUGGCCUCCUUUCAGUAUCGAGUGGGAGCCUUUGGAUUCCUGCAUUUGGCACCGGAGAUGCCAUCGGAGUUUGCCGAGGAGGCGCCCGGUAAUGUGGGCCUCUGGGAUCAGGCUCUGGCCAUUCGCUGGCUAAAGGACAAUGCUCAUGCCUUUGGUGGUAAUCCAGAAUGGAUGACCCUGUUUGGGGAGUCGGCGGGUUCCAGUUCGGUGAAUGCGCAGCUCAUGUCACCGGUGACCAGGGGCGUGGUUAAGCGCGGUAUGAUGCAAUCCGGUACCAUGAAUGCUCCCUGGAGCCACAUGACAUCCGAAAAAGCGGUGGAGAUCGGCAAGGCGCUGAUUAAUGACUGCAACUGCAAUGCCUCCAUGUUGAAGACCAAUCCUGCUCACGUGAUGAGCUGCAUGCGAUCGGUGGACGCCAAGACCAUAUCGGUUCAACAAUGGAACUCGUACUCGGGCAUCCUCAGUUUCCCCUCGGCGCCGACCAUUGAUGGGGCCUUCCUGCCAGCGGAUCCCAUGACGCUGAUGAAGACGGCGGAUCUGAAGGACUACGACAUCCUGAUGGGAAAUGUCAGGGAUGAGGGCACUUACUUUUUGCUGUACGAUUUCAUCGAUUACUUCGAUAAGGACGAUGCAACGGCUCUGCCGCGGGACAAGUAUCUGGAAAUUAUGAACAACAUUUUUGGCAAGGCAACGCAGGCGGAACGCGAGGCCAUCAUUUUCCAGUACACCAGCUGGGAGGGUAAUCCGGGUUUCCAGAACCAACAGCAGAUUGGACGCGCCGUUGGCGACCAUUUCUUCACCUGCCCCACCAACGAGUAUGCCCAGGCUCUGGCGGAACGAGGUGCCUCCGUGCACUACUACUACUUCACACACCGCACAAGCACCUCGCUGUGGGGCGAGUGGAUGGGCGUGCUGCAUGGCGAUGAGAUUGAGUACUUCUUUGGCCAGCCGCUGAACAACUCCCUGCAGUAUCGUCCUGUGGAGCGGGAGCUGGGCAAAAGGAUGCUCAGCGCGGUCAUUGAGUUUGCCAAGACGGGCAACCCCGCCCAGGAUGGCGAGGAGUGGCCCAACUUCUCCAAGGAAGAUCCCGUCUACUACAUUUUCAGCACAGACGAUAAGAUCGAGAAAUUGGCUCGAGGUCCUUUGGCGGCACGCUGCUCCUUCUGGAACGAUUACUUGCCGAAAGUCAGGAGUUGGGCAGAAUUUGCGCAGCAGAUAACCCACGUGGCCACCUCGGCGUUUGUCUACCUGAAGACCUGGCUAAUUAGUGGCUAAAAGCAGCUACCUCUUCACCAAUUAGCUCUUAAAUAGUUCUUAAUCAUUAAUCAGUUAACCAGGGCACUGAUCGAAACACUUCCUCGGAAUGCAACGGAAAGUCUGACUGAAGGUUUUUUAGCCUAAGGAAGUAGGAACGGAGAUAAUAAGAUAUUGUAAAGGACACGAAUUUAGGAACAUUAAUCCCAGGACUUUGAAAAGUAAUAGUUUUGUAAGGUAACAAAAGAGCAGAGCAAAAUAUUUUACUUGAAUCUAAUGAAAAAAACUUGUUAAAGGAUUUGUAGAGAAAAGAAACUAUAAGGUUUUGCAAAGGAGAGACUGAUAGCUUGGAUAGGAAUUAAAGUUGUGUAAGGCAUUGACAGAGGACAAGUGCUGGACACCCUCACA